GACGACCGCGGCUGGGCCUCGGCCCGCGCCACCCGCGCCCGCGCGGAGCGGCCCGGCGGGCCCACGCAGCCGAUGGCGGCGGCCGCGGCGGCGCUCUCGGGCGCGGGCCCCCCACCCGCGGGCGGCGGCGGGGCCGGGGGCGGCGGGUCCCCGCCGGGCGGCUGGGCCGUGGCGCGGCUCGAGGGCCGCGAGUUCGAGUACCUGAUGAAGAAGCGCUCGGUGACCAUCGGGCGCAACUCGUCGCAGGGCUCGGUGGACGUGAGCAUGGGCCACUCGAGCUUCAUCUCCCGGCGCCACCUCGAGAUCUUCACGCCCCCGGGCGGCGGCGGCCAUGGCGGGGCCGCCCCGGAGCCGCCCGCGCAGCCCAGGCCCGACGCGGGCGCGGGCGGCGACUUCUACCUGCGCUGCCUCGGCAAGAACGGCGUGUUCGUGGACGGCGUGUUCCAGAGGCGCGGGGCGCCGCCGCUGCAGCUGCCGCGCGUGUGUACAUUCAGGUUCCCGAGCACAAACAUCAAGAUCACGUUCACUGCCCUGUCCAGCGAGAAGAGAGAGAAGCAGGAGGCGCCCGAGUCCCCGGUGAAGCCCGUGCAGCCGCACAUCUCGCCCCUGACCAUCAACAUUCCAGACACCAUGGCCCACCUCAUCAGCCCCCUGCCGUCCCCGACGGGGACCAUCAGCGCCGCCAACUCCUGCCCGUCCAGCCCCCGGGGAGCGGGGUCUUCAGGGUACAAAAUGGGCCGUGUGAUGCCCUCUGACCUCAAUUUGAUGACUGACAACUCGCAGCCAGAAAAUGAGAAGGAAGCUUCAGGUGGAGACAGCCCAAAGGAUGACUCAAAGCCACCUUAUUCCUAUGCACAGCUGAUAGUGCAAGCGAUCACCAUGGCUCCCGAUAAGCAGCUCACCCUCAAUGGAAUCUACACCCACAUCACAAAGAAUUACCCCUACUACAGGACUGCGGACAAGGGCUGGCAGAAUUCGAUUCGCCACAAUCUCUCUCUGAAUCGCUAUUUCAUCAAAGUGCCGCGUUCCCAGGAAGAGCCUGGCAAAGGCUCCUUCUGGAGGAUAGACCCCGCCUCCGAGAGCAAGCUGGUGGAGCAGGCCUUCCGGAAGAGGCGGCCGCGCGGCGUGCCCUGCUUCCGGACGCCGCUGGGACCGCUGUCCUCCAGGAGUGCACCGGCCUCCCCCAACCACGCUGGAGUGCUGUCUGCCCACUCCAGCGGCGCCCAGACCCCCGAGAGCCUGUCAAGGGAAGGCUCGCCGGCCCCCCUGGAGCCUGAGCCCGGCACCUCCCAGCCCAAACUCGCCGUCAUCCAGGAAGCCCGGUUUGCCCAGAGUGCACCAGGCUCACCUCUGUCCAGCCAGCCGGUCCUGAUCACCGUGCAGCGGCAGCUGCCGCAGGCGGUCAAGCCUGUCACCUACACCGUGGCCGCCCCGGUGACCACCUCCCCCUCCCAGCCGCCCGUCGUGCAGACGGUUCACGUCGUGCACCAGAUCCCCGCGGUGUCCGUCACCAGUGUGGCUGCGCUGGCCCCGGCGAGCACACACACUGUCGCUGGGCAGGCUGUGGUCACUCAGGCAGCUGUGCUGGCUCCUCCUCAAGCAGAGCCGCAGGAGAACGGAGACCACGGCGAGGCGAAAGUGAAAGUAGAGCCCCUUCCCGCCAUCAGCCACGCCGCGCUGGGCUCCGCCGGCCGCAUCGCGCAGACGCCGCAGGCCGCGCCCGUGCAGACCGUCACCCUCCUACAGCAGGCUCCUCUCGGGCAACACCAGCUGCCGAUCAAAACGGUCACGCAGAAUGGGACACACGUGGUCCCGCUCCCCACGGCGGUCCACGGCCAGGUGAACAACGCAGCAGCCGCGAGCCCUUUACACAUGCUGGCGACCCACGCCUCCGCCUCCGCCUCCCUGCCCACCAAGCGCCAGAACGGCGGCCAGGCGGAGCAGCCGGAGCUGAAGCGGAUCAAGACGGAAGACGGAGGCGACGGCAUCGUCAUUGCGCUGAGCGUGGACACGCCCCCCGCGGCCGGCAGGGAGAAGGGCUUGCAGAACUAGGGCUGGCGCGCCUCUCACUGUAGAAAUCAACUUCCUGGUGCCAAAAGGAGACGCUGCCUCCCGCCGGAGCGCACCCUCCCCAGUGGUAGAGGCCCUGUGGUUGACUGCACUCAGCGCUGAACACAGAACCCGGGUGGCCUUAGAGACACGUCACAUUGAACAAACCCACACCACAGCCCGGUUCCGGGACCGUGUCUCCUGCCGGGCGUCUGCCAGGCUGCUGCCUCUGGGCCCAGCUUUUACCUACGAGCGCGAACUCGGGUCCUGCCCAAGACCGCGCGGCUCCGUGAGGAUGGCGCGGUGCGCGCCCGGUGCACGCGGAGCUCCCAGGACUGGGCCCUCCUCCAGGGGCGGGCGGGAGCCACCCCUGCCCUCCCAGGACCCGCCGGCUGGCGCUGGGAGACAGAACAGUGUUUUGUUGUCCACACGUGGAACGGCCUGGAGUUGACCCUCCUUACAGAGUCGCGGGUCUGACAUUUCACAGCACUCCAUUUCUACCCGAAGUUCCGGAGCCACACCCCCUUGUGUGGGUUUCUGUUUUCUGCCCACGGGAUGAGUUCCGACGGGGCCACCCUUCCAGAGCUCUGCCGAGAGCCCGUGUCGGACGGACAGACGGACAGACGCCGCGGCUGCAUGUGACCAGAGAACCCAGGGAGGAGCGGCGACGGCGAGGCCGGCCAGGACGUGUCUGCUCCUCCUGUUCCUUCCUGGCUGGUUUGUUACUUGUUUCUUUAUGUUGACUUUGUCCCUGGCAUAAUUUCCCACUGAGUAAAACCAGUCUCUGCAGCGUUGUGUUCGGUGAACAGCAGGGCCCUCCCCGGCCAAGGCCGCACUCCUCGGGGGCUCUGGGGCCCAGGUGUGCUCACGGCCCCGUCGCUCUGGUUACCACGAGGGUCCUAGGAGCACGCAGCCUCGGAGGGGUGCUGGACACGCAGAGGCCGCCUUGGGUCAGCUGGAUGUCGCCGCGUGUCCUCCAGAAGGGGCACGGAGCCGGGGGCGAGGGGCUGAGGGGCCCGGCCCCGUCGGGAAGGAAGCGCCUCCCCAGGGGCUCCAGGGGCUCCAGGGGCUCCAGGGGCAGGGCCGAGCAGCCAACAGGAGGGCUUCAGCCUUAGUGUGAGCUUUUAAAUGUCAUCAUCAUAACGUUAUUUAUUGAAAUGUAGUUAUUUUGGUAUUUAAAUUUUUUUUUUAAAGAGGAAAAAAAAUACCUGUAUUUUCCUGGUGGAAUGAAACAGCUCAGAAUGGUAUAUUUAGGCAAUUUUUAAACAUUUAUUAUUUACAUAAAGACCAAAUAUAAAUCUGUUCUAAGUAUUGUGUGUCAAUCCACAGUCUGGAGCUGUCACAAUGUUACUGCAGAUACUGCAUAUUAAAAAUUCUGAAAUUACUGCACACUAGCUGGAUUCAUAACUCAGCCAUUUAAAAAUAAAAACGAAACCAUCCUGUGAAUGAGACAACGUGUGUGACAGGGGCCAGGUCUGCCUCCCAAACCCCACGGACCUGGGGGCCGGGAGCCCCUGGGCUGCGUCCACGCCCCGGGUGCUCGCGGUUUGGCUUGUGCCGGCCCUGGGAGUGGGGCCAGGUCACCGCACACAGGUGCAGGGCAGCAGCCGGCCCUCCCCCCACGGCUGCGGCACGUCCCGCCCUGUGUGUGGUGCCACCGGAGACCCGGGCGGUGCCCCCAGCGCGGGCUCAGCCUAUGAGCUGCUUGCUGCUGAGCCUAAAACACAACCUUGAGGGUCUGGAAGAGUUCCUUUGGGAUCGAAGGUAAGGAAACACCAGCUCCAGUUCUAAAGGAAAAGCACCCGCUCUCCGCGCCAGCGAGAGGCACGCACGCUCCCUGCUCCCGCUGCCACGCUCACCAGCAGGCGUCAGGACGGCAGGAGAGGGCGGAAACACGGCCGCGGUUAGGAGCCGCCUGGCCCGGUUUCCGUCUCCCUCCAAGGCGCCGUGUUUCACCUGUGCACUUAGCGCUGAGCCCCCUCCCAGCAGGGUCGCCCGUGUGGCUGCAGCCCCCGCCCCGACCGCAGUCCACUCCCUGGCCCCUGCCGGGGGUCCUCGGCGUCCGUCUGUCUCAGUCUUGCCGAACCUCUGAGCUCCCUCAGGGACUAGAACCAGAGCAGCUGUGCCUGAGCCACAGUCCAGCCGCCAGGCGUGCGCCACGUGUGCCGGCUCGGUCUCCACGCUGUGCACAGGAGACACAUGGCAGACCUGGAGUUCUGACUUCCACUGUUAGAAAGCAGAGUGGUGGUUUGUGUGCAAAGAUUGGAAAUUUUAAAAAUUACUGAGUCCUGAAAUUCAAUAAAAUAUUUUUACUAAUUUUCAUUGAA
Molecule: messenger RNA, 4376 nt
Organism: Oryctolagus cuniculus (rabbit)
Lineage: Eukaryota; Metazoa; Chordata; Mammalia; Lagomorpha; Leporidae
Gene: FOXK2
Product: forkhead box K2
Biological process (GO): regulation of transcription by RNA polymerase II
Molecular function (GO): RNA polymerase II cis-regulatory region sequence-specific DNA binding; DNA-binding transcription factor activity, RNA polymerase II-specific; protein binding
Source: RefSeq, a predicted model, not a curated record